GCUUUCCCAUGUGUCCCAUUCCCCUCUUCAUACCCUUGGUGAACAGAAAAUAGGUUCAUCAAUACAAAAUUACCUUCAUCUUCUCCUCUUAACUCUUGUGGCAAAACUCUACCUUUAUCUCUCCCUUCUCCUACCAUUCAUCAAAUUAACUCCCUUUAUUAAUUUCUAAUCAUCUUAGAUUAACUAAAAUUCAGUUUUGUUUAAAACAAAGAGGUUUAAGGGGAAGCAAAAGGGGGAAAGAGGCAAUAACAAUGGUGGUUGCCUCAAGUGGAAACGCUUUCGCUAAAGAGGUUUCUAUUCGCAGGAGAAUCAUCAGCAUAUUUAAUAAGAGAGAAGAAGAUUUUCCAUCCUUGAAGGAGUACAAUGAUUACCUAGAGGAAGUGGAGGAUAUGACAUGCAACUUAAUUGAAGGAAUAGAUGUUCCUGCCAUUGAAGCUAAAAUAGCCCAGUAUGAGCGAGAGAAUUCUGAGCAGAUAAUGAAUGCUCGAGCUCGUAAGGCAGAGGAGCUAGCGGCAGCUCUGGCAGCCAGCAAAGGACCUGCGCAAGUUGAUGCUGAUGUGGCCACAGAACAGAACCCACAAGCAGGGAUAUCUACCACAGCGCAAGGGUAUGCACCUGCAGUUGCAGGAGGGGCAUUUAUGCAACCAAGACCGAUGGGAAUGGCCCCACAACCAAUACCCCUUGGGGGCCCCGAUCUUGAUGAUGAAGAAAUGAUGAAGCUGCGGGCUGAAAAGGGUGGACGUGCAGGAGGUUGGAGUCCAGAACUUGGCCGGAAAAGGGCACUUGAAGAAGCUUUUGGGAGCCUUUGGAUCUGAGGUCUUAAAAAAACUAACAUAUGCAUCAUGUUUGCCAUCAUUUAAGUGUGGAUUUUGAAGCUCUAUAUGUAAGCUUACAGCUUGAAUGUCGGCUCUUGUGCCAAAAAAACAAAAAUUAGAUAGAUUAGAAAGAUGAAUGUGUAUGUAAUUUAUCUUUUAUGAAGAUCUUUACAUACCAUGAGAAUAUGAAUGACAAGUCUAUCAUCCCUUUUUUCA
Messenger RNA from Chenopodium quinoa (quinoa), 1031 nucleotides. RefSeq lists its product as uncharacterized. Gene Ontology annotation, biological process: DNA repair; regulation of transcription by RNA polymerase II; regulation of cyclin-dependent protein serine/threonine kinase activity. Gene Ontology annotation, cellular component: transcription factor TFIIH holo complex. The transcript has 5 exons. The coding region runs from base 252 to 815 and encodes 187 amino acids. The record is from RefSeq and is a predicted model, not a curated record. NCBI's taxonomy places the organism in Eukaryota, Viridiplantae, Streptophyta, Magnoliopsida, Caryophyllales, Amaranthaceae.